GCGUUACAUGUGAAUCUUUGAACCUUGUCAAAUUGCAAAAAGUUUCCUGUGACAACAUGAAAUCAUUUUCAUUUUACAUUUUGGUUGGAUUGCAACUGGAAUUUAAUUUUAAUUUACACUUCAUUACACUUUCACGUUUUGGAGCUCGGAAUGAUUGGUUGACUUGUUUAGAAGUUCUUAUGCUGUGCGGCGGCCAGAGGCCACGGCCUCGGCUGGAGUCACUGGACUUGGUGUGUCUGAUGGCCAUGCUCGUUUGUUUGUUUACGUGGCCAGCUGUGUUCUGUUGUUGUCUCUCAGCUUGCGAGAGUCGCGUUUCUGGUUGGCUGGAACUUUGCAGGCUGGCGAAUGGGAUUCGAGCUUGGAGUCACGUGACUGGUGCAUGGAGAAGGUCACUUGCACUUUCACUUCACAAAUGUCAACAACUUGGGCUUUUGCUGCUGAUUUAGCACUUGUCUUGGUUGGCGAGCGGACUUGAAUGAUGAUGGUGCGAAAACAAGCGGAUUUCCCGGUCUUGAAGAACUGUGCACAGGCACAGUGCGAUUCUUGCGAAGCUGCGGAGAUAUUUUGCGAGGAAUUUCAACAGCAGUUACAUAAUAGUGAGCAAGACGAAGAUGUCGGUUCUUCUCCUGCCGAGGGCUAUUUGUGUUUCUUCUUGCGGAGCGGCUGGCUUCCAACUUGGUCCACUGAUGGAACUGGAUGUUGUGCUUGGGCUGCCACUGGAAGUGGGUCUUGUGGUCCGGACAGUGGACGGUGGUACUUGUGCUGCGCAGUAGUGGUGAGACCAACUUGGACUGUCACUGGCCUUGUGUCAGUCCUAGUCAGUGCUGAAGUUCCGUCGAGGGCGCCAUGACUGGUCGUUUGUCGACCCAUCUUGCAGACCAGCUGAAGGUGGAGUCGGACAACUCGCAGAGCAAGGUGGCUUUUAUCUGCCACGGAGUGGACGGCAAAUUCUGAUGCUGUUGGCAGCGAGACAUCUGCAGUCCUGGCUGGGCAGAGGCUGGAGAGGUCUGCUGUCGGUGAGUGAUGUACACCUGAGCAAUGAAAUGCUCCCAUCUGCUGAAAACUGGAGUACUGGCAAAAGGGAGGGAUUCAUAACAAUUGUGUAAAGAUGUCACUUUUCGAUUGCCAUUCGGGUGCAGUUUUAUGGCGGAGGUUUUGCUUUGCAUUUGUUUUCAGAGUACAUUUAUAUACAAUGGUGAAAAAUCAUAAAAUUUAUGGCAUUUUUUUUUUAUACAAUUAUAAUACAAAAUUAAAAUGUGCAAUUCCUUAUAAAAUUUUAAAUAGCCACAACAAUAAAAUAAAUUGGCACCU
Neocloeon triangulifer is the source of this 1311-nucleotide messenger RNA. RefSeq lists its product as uncharacterized. The transcript is spliced from 4 exons. The record is from RefSeq and is a predicted model, not a curated record. The coding region runs from base 476 to 850 and encodes 124 amino acids. Lineage: Eukaryota; Metazoa; Arthropoda; Insecta; Ephemeroptera; Baetidae.